Molecule: messenger RNA, 1842 nt
Organism: Lachancea lanzarotensis
Lineage: Eukaryota; Fungi; Ascomycota; Saccharomycetes; Saccharomycetales; Saccharomycetaceae
Product: LALA0S01e09164g1_1
Exons: 1
Coding region: 1-1842 (613 amino acids)
Biological process (GO): protein O-linked glycosylation
Cellular component (GO): Golgi apparatus
Molecular function (GO): alpha-1,3-mannosyltransferase activity
Source: RefSeq, a predicted model, not a curated record
AUGCGAAAGUUCGGUAUAUCCCGAAGACCGCUAUGCUUGACGGUUCUUAUUAUCAGUUUCGUGCUACUACUGCAUCGGCAUCACUACUACAGCUUCGAGUUUAAGCCACAGAUCAAAAUCCCACAAGAGUUGGCCCUACAACGCAGAGCUCUUAGCAAUUCUCCAUUCGCAUUAUUUUCGGGACAGGACCGGCACCAACUCGCAGAAUCAGGACCAUUACAAGGGUUCCGUUCGUGGCCCUUACUGGAAAAAUGUCGCUGGUUUUUCUACACUACGUAUGCACAGGAUUCUUCGUGGACCAAUAACCAAAUUCUGGAACGCUUUGAAGACUCCCGCGCCGACAAUUCCCGUUUAUCGCAUGUUUUCGAGAGAUUGCGUAUGUUUGAUACAUGCUUCGUGGAAGGACAAUUGACCAUGGCACAGGUACUGCCGUCUGGUGAAGAACCGCUCGAUUUCCAUCACCGCAUGUUCCCGUUUUUAGCUUCAUUCUCAACGUUAAAGGACAUAUGGCCCACCAUUUUCCAUUUGAAUACCUGGAAAUCCCUCCCAGCUCAAAUCAAUCCAGCGUGGAACUCCAACACGCGAGUGCCAUUCGAUAUCGAUUCUUCCCGCUCGUUCUGGGAAAACUGGGCCGCAUUUUCGUCCGGCAAAGGGCUGGUUAUGUCACUAGCAGAAAGACACAAAGAUCUUUUCUUUCGAUUACUCCGAGUGCUGGACCAUCUCGACAACAAGUUCCCUAUACAACUGGUUCAGCAAAGCGGCGAACUCUCGCCGGAAUUUUUGAAGGCCGUAGGCCGCUUCCUGCAAACCACUAACCAACAGGUGUACCUCAUUGAAUGUGGAUCGACUUUGAAUCAAGCCUACGCCCCGCAUAUGACCUACUUCGUCAACAAAUGGAUCGCAACCAUUUUCAACACAUUUUCCGAAUUCAUCCUCUUGGACGCCGAUGUUGUACCGUUUGUCGAUCUAGAAACCUUUUUCGCGAAUCCUCAAUAUCAAACUACGGGCUCUCUCUUGUACAAAGAUCGCGACAUAUCAGAUGAAUUCACCUUUGAUUACUGCAUCGAAAUGUUCCGAUAUUUAGAACCUUCUACAGAAGCCGUGUUGUUCAUGGAUCACCGUACAAAAAUUAAUGCAUCUGUUGUGAGCCCCUCAACGUCGAAGUUUGCAUCCGAGGAGGAGCUGGUGUACAGCAGGUUUUUCUACAACAAAAUUCUGCAUAAUGUCGACAGCGGUCUUGUGGUCUUGCACAAAGUGCAACAGUUGCCCAGCCUAUUGAUGUCAUUCUUUAUGAACCUAGAUUCCAAAGCCAGCGGGUGUGUCUACGGUGAUAAAGAGCUUUUCUGGAUUGGCCACUUGUUUAGUGGCAAGGACUUCUCCAUUGACGCCAGAUUUGGCGCAGUGGUGGGACCAAUACAAACCCAAGACAAAUCACCAAUUGGAGCAGAAUACAAAGUAUGUGCCACUCAAAUGGGCCACGUAAACGCAGAAAAAGAGCUACUAUGGGCUAAUGGUGGAUUGAAGACCUGCAAAAUCCCCACUGCUGCAGAUCAGGAUUUCGAAUCGAAACCCAACUACUUCGAAACUCAUUACAGCUCUCUACAACAGCUAGAGGACUUGUAUGAUACUCCUCUAGUCAUAAAUGGUUAUAUCAUUCCCGAAAUAGUGACAAAUCCGUGGCUCAAGGUCAAUGAAUGCUGCGAAUACGCCUAUUGCGCAACGGCAAAAAUUCCCAUGGACCAAGGUACCCAAAACAUUGAAAACAUGGCUGUUUUCAAUAAAACUACGACUGGUCGCUAUAAUGAAAUCGCCGCCAUCUGGAACCGCGAGAUAGAAUCAUAA